Messenger RNA from Peromyscus californicus insignis, 3552 nucleotides. It is a transcript of the gene Zfp37, whose product is annotated as ZFP37 zinc finger protein. The coding region runs from base 44 to 1954 and encodes 636 amino acids. NCBI's taxonomy places the organism in Eukaryota, Metazoa, Chordata, Mammalia, Rodentia, Cricetidae. The transcript has 4 exons. Gene Ontology annotation, biological process: regulation of transcription by RNA polymerase II. The record is from RefSeq and is a predicted model, not a curated record. Gene Ontology annotation, molecular function: RNA polymerase II cis-regulatory region sequence-specific DNA binding; DNA-binding transcription factor activity.
CGAAGCCGCGGGACCCUCUGAAGCGGCUCUUGGGGUGGCCGCCAUGUCGGCCUCUGACUCCAACCAGGUCCUGACAAAGCCAGAGGCGGUGGACCGGAGGAGUGCAGGAACAGCCGACAAAGCCAGGCGUCCGAGGGACAUGGCUGCGUCUGAGCCCGCGGACAGCGAUGCGAAGGAAUGGGAGCCCCUGGAAUCUGCGCAGAGGAACUUGUGCAAUGAAAUGAUGCCAGAGAACUGUAGCAGUCCAGCCUCAAUGGGAAGUCAAGAUCCCAAACAAGGCAUGAUCUCUAAGUUGGAAAAAAGAGCGAUCACUGGAAGACGGCAUCUCUUUAUGAAACUUACAAAGAAUUUCAGUGGGAGUGCAAAAAUUUACAAGAAUGUCUCAUUAAAUUCUGUUUUAGAAGUCCAGCACGAUGAUGAGCAGAUAGAGGAAAAGCAGAAAUCUCAAGGCAAACUCAUUAAGGAAGCCACGUUCAAGAAGAAAAGUUCAACUGGUAAGAAAAGCAGUGAGUGUGCUUCAUUGGAGACAAAAGGUGUCAGUAAAAAACAUGUUCCUUCCAAAAAAAGGCUUCCGAAACCUGCCUCACAUGGGAAGAACUUGAAGCAGACUUUAGACUUCCCUGGUCAGAUUGAAAACGCUACAAAAAAGAAACCUGAUAAAGCUAAAGAGCACAGGAAAUCAUCCAGCCCUACCAUAUCUGAAACAAAGAAAGCUAAGAUUCCAGCUAGAAAGAAAUGUGAGAAAACACCCAACAGUAAGUCACCUGGUAAAGGUGACCGAAAUCCAGCUGGCAAGAGGUAUGAGAAAGUGUGCCAUCGUAGCUCCCCCAACACGAAAGAAGACAAAAUCCAGACUAGAGAGAAACAGAAAUCACCCAGCCAUAGCGGUUCAUCUACUGUGUCUGACAAAGCUCCAGCUUCUGGGAAACCUUAUGAAUGCAAUCAAUGUGGGAAGGUCCUCAGCCAUAAACAAGGACUCCUUGACCAUCAAAGAACUCACACUGGGGAGAAACCGUAUGAAUGUAAUGAGUGUGGGAUAGCUUUUAGCCAAAAGUCCCACCUUGUUGUACAUCAGAGAACUCACACUGGAGAAAAACCAUAUGAGUGUGUUCAGUGUGGCAAAGCUCAUGGCCAUAAACACGCCCUCACUGACCAUCUAAGAAUUCAUACUGGAGAAAAGCCCUAUGAAUGUAAUGAAUGUGGGAAAACCUUUAGACACAGCUCAAACCUCAUGCAACAUGUAAGAUCUCACACAGGUGAGAAGCCUUAUGAGUGUAAGGAAUGUGGCAAAUCCUUUAGAUAUAAUUCAUCUCUUACUGAACAUGUGAGAACGCACACAGGUGAAAUACCAUAUGAAUGUAGUGAAUGUGGCAAAGCUUUUAAGUAUAGUUCAUCCCUGACUAAACACAUGCGAAUUCAUACUGGUGAGAAACCAUUUGAAUGUAAUGAAUGUGGGAAAACUUUUAGCAAAAAGUCACACCUGGUUAUACAUCAAAGAACUCAUACAAAAGAGAAACCUUAUAAAUGUAAUGAGUGUGGAAAAGCCUUUGGACAUAGUUCAUCUCUUACUUACCAUCUGAGGACUCAUACAGGUGAUUGUCCCUUUGAAUGUAAUCAGUGUGGUAAAGCCUUUAAGCAAAUUGAAGGCCUCACUCAACACCAGAGGGUUCAUACCGGGGAGAAACCCUAUGAAUGUGCUGAAUGUGGGAAAGCCUUCAGUCAAAAGUCCCACCUCAUCGUACAUCAGAGGACUCACACAGGGGAGAAACCCUUUGAGUGUAACGAAUGUGGAAAAGCCUUCAGUGCAAAAUCCCAACUUGUUAUACAUCAGAGAUCCCACACUGGAGAGAAACCCUAUGAAUGUGAUGAAUGUGGGAAAGCCUUCAAACAAAAUGCUUCUCUUACCAAACAUAUGAAAAUUCACUCAGAAGAGCACUCUCACGAGGACAAUUGAUUCCUCUCAUGUAGGAAAUCUGACAACUGACUGGUUCGGUUUUGUUUAACUCUAAAAGAUGUUCUCAACUUGAUGAAUAUUUGAAAAUCUUUUUUAGGAAAUCACUACUUGUUAUACAUGAGAGCAUUUGAAUACGAUCUUUACAUAAGAGCAAUGGAUGGUAAUAAAAUUUCAACUUCAUCCUAAACCGUUACAGAAAAUACUGUAUUUUUACACUUGUUAUAAAUUAUCUCCAUAUUUAGAAUAAAAUAUGGAACUUUUAAAAUUGUGAAUAAGGAUCUGGGGAGAUAGUUUAAUCAGUAAAAUGUGUCCUAAACUAGUUUGAGGACCUGAAUUUCAUCCCUAGGAUCCAUGUAAAAAGCUAGAUGUGGUGGCAUGUGCUUGCAGUUUUAGAACUGGGAAAGUUGAGACAGGAGAGUCCCUGGGACUAGCUUGACCAGCUAGACUAGCCUAAUUUGCAAGCCCUAGGUCACAAGGAGAGAGACUCUUUUAAAAACAAGGAACAGUGCUCCUGAGGAACAGUACUCAAGGUUGACAUUUGGCCUGCACAUGUUCACCCACACACAUGAACACACACACACACACACACACACACACACACACACACACACACACACACACGUGAAAAUAUUAUUUAGCAACAAAUGAACAGUAAAAUAUGCCAACAAUUCAUGAACUGUUUGGGUGUUGUGUACUUAAGAACCACAAUUAGUAUUUAAUUUGCAUUUAUGCUUAUUGCAUACUUACUGCCUUUUGUAAAAAAGUGUAGUCAUCCAAUCUGGUAUCAACUAGCUUUCUUUGUUAAAGUUUAUGUUAACUCUGAAUCAGUAGAAAACUUUCUGUUUUUUUUGUUUUGUUUUGUUUUUUGAGACAGCAUCUUACCAUGUAUCCCUGGCUAGCCUGGAACUUGCUAUGUAGACCAGGCUGGCCUUGAACUAACAGAGAUGUGCCUGUCUCUGCCUCUCAAGUGCUGGGGUUAAAGGUUUAAAUAGAAAGCUUUAAGGAGUUUUGUCUAGAUGUUGUUAAAAGGUUAAGAAGAAGUGGGGAAAAAGCUGAAAAACUGCUGGUAGAGAGUGAUACUCAAGUUGUGUUGCUACGUACAGAAAAGUAGAUGGUUGAACAGUAUAUAUAGUAUGUCCUCGUUGUGGACAAAAAGUAUGUGUGUUUUGCCUGUCUUUUUCUGCUUCUCUGUGUACAUAUGUAUGUAUUUAUACUCAUAUAUUUGUAUAUGAAUAGACUUGGGUUUUUUUAAUCUAGAAGAAAUUUUAAUGGUUACCACUGAACACAGAAGUACAGGAUUGAGGUCUGACAUUUUUAUCAUGUACAUCUGUUUUAUUCAAAUAUAUAUUAAAAUACUUUUAUAUGCACAAAUUAACAGUUUAAAAAUACAUCUGAGUCUAUUCCACAGUGCUGUUUGACAAAGUAACAUAAGGUUUCUAUGCUCACUUAUGAAAAAUUAAUUUGAGGUAUAUAACAUUAAACCUUGAUAUUGAAUUCACAAAGAUUUUCCUGUUGAACACAGAUUUUGUUAACAUGAUAUACAACUAUAACGGCACUUUAUUUCUCUUGCUUGCUAUUAAACUGAAGAUGAAUUUUGA